Molecule: messenger RNA, 3848 nt
Organism: Heteronotia binoei (common prickly gecko)
Lineage: Eukaryota; Metazoa; Chordata; Lepidosauria; Squamata; Gekkonidae
Gene: EPS8
Product: epidermal growth factor receptor pathway substrate 8
Exons: 21
Coding region: 2-2482 (826 amino acids)
Biological process (GO): positive regulation of ruffle assembly; regulation of Rho protein signal transduction; Rho protein signal transduction
Cellular component (GO): plasma membrane; ruffle membrane; vesicle
Molecular function (GO): actin binding
Source: RefSeq, a predicted model, not a curated record
AAUGAAUGGACAUAUUUCAAACACACACAGCAGUGCAUAUGCGAGUUACUCUUCACAAAUAAACGGGUAUGGAUCGCCAACCUUUGCGCCAAGCGACAGAGACCAGAGUUCAAAGACAAGCGCAAAAGCUUUGUACGAGCAAAGAAAGAAUUAUGCACGAGAUAGUGCGAGCAGCAUCUCUGAAACGUCACAGUACCAUGUGGAGCACCUGACCACUUUUGUUUUGGAUCGGAAAGAGGCCAUGAUCACGGUAGAUGACGGGGUAAGGAAACUGAAACUCCUCGACGCCAAAGGCAAGGUGUGGACACAAGAUAUGAUUCUCCAAGUGGAUGAUAAAGCCGUCAGUCUGGUGGAUCUAGAAUCCAAGAACGAACUGGAGAAUUUCCCCCUGAGCACCAUUCAACACUGCCAGGCUGUGAUGAACUCCUGCAGCUACGAUUCCAUCCUUGCCUUAGUUUGCAAAGAGCCAGCCCAGAGCAAAGCUGAUCUUCAUCUUUUCCAAUGUGAUGAGGUUAAGGCUAACUUUAUCCAUGAAGAUAUUGAAAGUGCAAUCAGCGACUGCAAAGGGGUGAAACCAAAGAGGAGACUCGAAACACUCAGGAUGAUUUCCAAAGCUGACAGCGCUAUUCCUCCACCCCCCAAAGCGCCGGCUCCCGUUCCCCCAGGUACCGUCACGCAGGUGGACGUCAGAAGCCGGGUGGCAGCCUGGUCCGCUUGGGCAGCUGAACAAGGAGAUUAUGAAAAAUCCAGGCAGUUCCAUGAACACGAAGAAACAGCUGAAAUGGUGACAGCCAGAAUUGACAGAGACAUUCAAAUCCUAAACCACAUCUUGGACGAUAUUGAAUACUUUGUCACCAAACUUCAAAAAGCAGCCGAAGCAUUUGCCGAACUUUCAAAGAGGAAGAAGACCAAGAAAAAUAAAAAGAAAGGUCCUGGCGAGGGUGUCUUGACUCUGCGCGCCAAGCCUCCAGCUCCGGAUGAAUUUGUUGACUGUUUGCAAAAAUUUAAACAUGGCUUCAACCUCCUGGCUAAGUUAAAAUCUCACAUCCAGAAUCCCAGUGCUCCAGAGUUGAUUCAUUUUCUGUUUACUCCAUUAAAUAUGGUGGUACAAGCCACAGGAGGCCCAGAGCUUGCCAAUACUGUCCUCAGUCCUCUGUUAACAAAAGACACAAUAGAAUUCUUGCGUUACACAGUCACAAGCGAUGAAGGACAACUGUGGAUGUCGCUAGGUGACACGUGGACCAAAGCCAGGGCAGAGUGGCCCAAAGAACAGUUCAUCCCCCCCUACGUGCCACGAUUCAGAAACGGCUGGGAACCCCCUUUGCUAAGCUUCAUGGGGCCCCCGAAGGAACAGGAGCUCAACCAGCUGGCGGAGUCCGUGGCCAAUGUGGCGGAGCAGCAGCGGAAGCAAGAAAUGAAACGGCUAUCAGCUGAGCAUUCCAGCAUCUCCGAUUAUCCUCCGUCCGAUGGGUAUGCAUUCAGUAACACAGCUUACAAAAGAGGGCCUCUGCCGGACCAGGGCGCAGCUGUAGCUGCUUUUAAACAAACUGUUAGCCGACAUGUAGAUAGAAAUUAUGAAGCACACGCAAAAGCCCAGAACAAGAAAUAUGCCAAAACCAAGUAUGACUUUGUGGCAAGAAAUCACAGCGAACUUUCAGUCAUGAAGGAUGACAUCUUGGAGAUUCUCGAUGACCGAAAGCAAUGGUGGAAGGUCCAAAACGCAAGCGGUGUUGCGGGAUUUGUGCCAAACAACAUCUUGGAACCUCUGAGAUCUCAGGAUUCAGGCUGCACUGAACCAUCCUAUACGCACACCAUACAGCAAUUACUGGGAGAACUCUCUGAGAAGCAAAGGACAGACUUUGUUCCGAAGCAACCCGACGGCACUCCUGUGGCUCCCUCCCCACCUCAGACGCCAGUCCCUGUCCCCCUGCCUCCCAGUGUGCCAGCACCUAUCCCAGUUCCGGUGCCAAAGGUCCCUGGAGCCAUCAGCCGCCAGAGCAGCACUUCCAGCGAUAGCGGGCGAGAUUCCCAAAGGCAAAAACCACCGCCUAUUGAUCGAAGGAAGUCUCAAAUGGAGGAAGUCCAGGACGAGCUCAUUCACCGGCUCACCAUUGGCCGGGGCGCUGCCCAAAAGAAGUUCCACGUGCCACGUUCUAAUGCCCCGGUGGUCAAUAUCAACUAUGACUCCUCUCCUGAAGACGUGAAGAUGUGGCUACAGGCCAAAGGCUUCAACCCAGUGACCGUCAACAGCCUCGGCGUUCUGACCGGCGCUCAGCUCUUCUCCCUCAACAAAGAAGAACUCAAAACAGUGUGUCCGGAAGGUGCUCGCGUCUAUAGCCAAGUCACCGUUCAGAAAGCGGCACUGGAGGCUAGCAGCGGAAGUUCGGAAUUGCAAGAGAUCAUGCGAAGGCGGCAGGAGAAGCUGAGCGCAGUGGCCACGGACUCAGGAGUCGAGUCUUUCGACGAGAGCAGCAGUCACUAAACAUCUUUUUCUAAUAACUUUUCCCCUCAUCAUCGCUGUCAAGAAGAAAAACCAGAAAGAGCUCCCAUUGUCCUCGGCACCGCUCCAUCCUGCUUUGUUCUAGGAAGCCGCGCAAAAGGGAGACGUCCGGUUCCCUGUUCUUGUAGAUAACCGCUUGAUGCCAUAAAGGAAGCAUGCAGUUGAGAAGGAGAGGGGGGCACGUGCCCCCUUCCCUCCCAAGUCUAUGUAAAGGAAGUUCUCCCUUGGGGCAUCCUUUACCAGCCCCUCGUAAGGCUGGUUUGGUGGCACUGAUCAUUUCAUGCUUCUCUCCUUCCGCCCUUCCUUUUGUUUUUCAGCGGGCAAGCAAAAUACCGUCGCUGCUUUCCGUGGAAAGCGGAGCCCGUAGAGAAAAUGUGUCGAGUCUGGAAGGAAAGGCCCUGAUCCAAAUGCAGUUAAGCUUUUAAAAAUCUCAUUGAUUUUUCGAUGCACUUCAAGCGCCGUGCCCCGCUGGAAAUCAUUGAGAAUCAAAAGGCUUUGCUUUUGCUGGGCCUUACCUUGCAUUUCUUCCUUUCCUCUAGCUUUGCAGCCCUGGCCCCUUCCCUUCCUCAGCCCCGAGGGGUUCCGAUUUACUUAAAAAGUUCCAGAUGCCAGCAAGCCGAAGGUUGGAAUGUUCUAACGUCGGCGGAGGCAGCAGCUGCUCUGACCUUACAAGCACAGACCCAUACUCUUCCGUACACCUUCCCGAGAAGAUGGUUUCUUAAUGGAAAUGUAGAUAGCGAAAUAAUUUAUUCUGGAUUUCAGUUUUUAUCGGUAUCCCGGUGGGCGUAAGUGGUCAGCGAUCAAGGCACCCGUGGGAACAGCACAAAGGAGGUUGGUUUUUUAAAAGGGGGGGGGGGCGCAGUCGAACUGUCGGUACCAGCGUGGUGGUUUCACAGUAUUAUCUUAUUUUUUAAAAAGAGCAUUGCACGCUCGUUUGCUUGAGCUGUUUAAGUCCAAAGCAAAGCAAAACCUAGGGGUUUGGUGUGUUUUUUUGCAAGAGCAAAAUAGGAAAGGGGAUCGUAAAAAAUGGUUGAAGAGACUGAAAUGUUCAUUUCCAACUUAAAUUUCCUAAAAUAUGGCCAAUUCUGAUAUAUAAAGAUAUAUCUAUCUUCCAGUAAAUGAGAUUUUUUGAAGGGUGUGUGUGUUUUGGGGGAAGGGGGGUGAACCUCAGUGACUUAUUUUUUCCUUCAGAAGAAAAAAAAAAAAGCUCUAUUCUGUCACUUGUAUAUAAAGGCAUCCAAAACCCAUCAUGUCAUCUAGAAGAAAUUAAUCAUCUAGUUUUAUUAAUUUUCAUGGUGCCUUUUUCACAUGAUUCAGCUGCAAUAAACACUAUUUGAUGUAUGUGAAA